AUGAAGAUGGAUGAGGAGCCGGCGAAAGGGACCCAAACCCAGCUUCGCCUCUCAGCCAAAACUGACCACCGCAAGUGCAAGAUGUGCGGUUGCUUCGAUGAUGACCUGGACCCUCUCGCAGAUUCCCUCGGCUUGAAGGAAAUCGUGUUCUGGGGGUGCCCUCCGGGGCCAGAUGGGAAGACUCGAGCUUGCUUCUGCGGGUACUGCGUCAAGGUAUGGGUGGCGCGCUACAAAUUGAUCAGGCGCAUCUCGCUGUCGCAGCUCGUGACUGAAUUCGGCGCCGAUCAGAAGGGCCUCGAUCAGUUCAUUGGCAUGAGGAAGGUCCUCGUCGCCCACGUCGUCAAGGUUGGCAGCCGGGACGGCCAGCAGCCGUGGCAGGAAUUCGAUAAGGAGUUGUCCCGCGAGGUCGUCCAUUCAAUGACUUUGCAGAACCCCGCGGACUUGUUCUACGAGGACGUGGAGUACGAGGAAGAGUUUGGCGACUGGAGAACCAAUGGCCUGGGCCACAAGCCUUCAGUCAUGAAUGGCAUAUCAGGCGUUGCCGCCCCCAGCAAAAAGAUUUGGAAUCUUAAGAGGGCCACUGCCGAAAUUGUUAAGGAAACCCAGAAGCUGCACUCCACUUCAAGCGGUUCGGCCCAGUUAACCGACAAUGACCUUGCAGAGAGGAUGGCGGCCAUGAGGAACACCAUCUUCGGCAGCGUUACUGCGGGCAGCGGCGCGACGAUCGACGAGAUUUUGGGGCGCCGCAAGAAGGAAGAACACCGAGCUGCGUGCGAACUGGCUCAGAAAGCUCUGCAGGGGGCGGCUGGCGAGGCUGGCCGCUCGAAGGUAUCGGGGCAGGGGGGUGCCAAGUGCGACUCGGAGAUUGACCCCGACGGUUUAUUCGGCUGCAGCGCUGGCGCUUUCUCGCACAAGGACAAAGUGACGGAGGCGCCCAUGGGGGGCCAGAGGCAGGGCGCCGCCGGCGGCCAGAGGCAGGGCGCCACUGGCGGCCAGAGGCAGGGCGCCGCUGGCGGCCAGAAGCAGGGCGCCGCUGGCGGCCAGAGGCAGCAGGCAUCACAGUCUGCUCCAGCCGGUGGCGGCGCACAACCCAAGACGACCACCCAGGCAGGCGCUGACGUGCCCGCCACUGCCACCAGGAGGAAGACUGCGAAAUCAACUGGCGGGGGGGGCGCGGACGAGGGCACGAGUGCGGCCGAAGAGAAGAAACGAGGCCGCCCCAAGAUUGAUUACGCCACGGAGGCCCAGGACAUGAUCAGCGAGUUCAUCAAAGCACCAGUGGAUUCGUCAUGCUGGUUUGGCGCGGACUGGCCUCCUAACAGGAAGACGGUGCAGCAGCUCCUCAAGAACGUCAAGUUGAGGCUGGCAGGCAUGGAGGAUUCGGAUGCGGAGUGCCCCCCUCAUCGCGAUUGCCAGAAGGCGCUCCAGGCCAUGAUUGAAGCCCUUAACGUCUACCACCUCAAGGGCUCGAAGAGCACUGAGUGGCUGGACACCUUGGAAUCCCAGAUCCAGUUCUGCGAGAUGCCCCCUGAGGUCGUACCUCCGUUUCCCCAACACUGGUACAAGGCCCGCGCAGAAAUGAAGAUUGCGCGCGCGACGAGCUUCCCCAAGUUCUGGGCGAUGCUGAACGACCGAUGCUUGAAGGACGUCCACUCGCCUGCCGCUGUGAUUGAGCAGUGCUUGACCGAGAAGAUCUUGGAGUCGAGCCAGCCCUCUGCGGAUGCGAAUGCAUUGUCCGAUCUCCUCGAAGCGUGCCCUAGCAGCGCCCCUGAGUACAAGAGCACUCUCCCCUUUGUCCCCGAUGACAUUCACCAACAGGUACUCUGCGCGAUCAAGGUCGCGUUCCCUAGGGAUUUCGACGAUGGUGAAGUCGCCAAGGCCAUUGAGACUGUCACGGACGAUAAGUUUCCCGUGGCGAAUGCCAUCACCUUCCACGUAGGCGGCAGGAAGAUCCGCGACGAGUGCCAGCACUAUUUGGACACCGCACACAGAGUGAGGGAGCUCGGACUCGCUAUCACCACGUUCGGCGGGCACGUCAGGGAUGCCCUCGGGACCUUCUCCACGGCGAUGGACAAGGCGGCCACGCGCGAUACGGACUACGGGGCGCUGGCUGUCCAGUGCUGCAGUCGUCUGGAUCGGCUGAUUGCCGAGUGGGACCCCGAGCUUCAGGUUCCGGGCACCACCGGCGAUAUGUUCUUCCGAGCUUUCGAGCACUGCCCCCACUUCGGCGACGUCUUGGAGAUUCUGUUUGGGUUGGGAUCCAGGGCCUCCAAUGACAUAGUGAAGUGGUGCAUGGGCGGUGACCUCGCGAUGUUCUCCGAGGAAAUUGUGACGGAAAGGGCGAAGGAGAGGGUGCCCACUGCGGCUUUCAGAGGCGUGACCCAGCUUGUCGUGGGCAUCUCGCACCUGUUCAUCAAGUUCAAGACGCUCAUCGACAGCUACGAAUCCUGGAGACAGGGGAAGAUGGGCGAGGUCCAGGAUGCAAUCGAGGCGGAUAAGAAGUUGAUAGUGAACGACUCGGUCGAAGUCGUCGGGCAUCCCACGGCCGAUGAGACGCUGCUCGCCGAAGUGUCAGCCAUCAACGCUUUGCAGUUGACCGAAGGCUUGAAUACUCACGUCGCCAUUCACGGGAUCCUCGAACGCGGCACGGAGGUUUUGCUUGCCGGCAAGCUGGAGACCGCCAACCACUGCAUCCUGAAUGCGUCUCUGGAUACGUUGACCAUGCCCGAGGAGUCGAGCGUGCAGAUCGGGACCAAGGAGUGGGGUAUCUUCUGGAUGACCUUCGGGGCGUCUCCUUUCGUCAAGGAUGUUUUGAAGGGCCUCCGGGCUCUGCGCCUGUCAAUGUUGAACCUGAAGAGCUUCGACGUCCUGGAUCCCGUCUUCAGGCCCGAGAGGCUUGACGACGAGUGGUGCCAGAGGGUUUUGGCCAUUCAAUCGGGCAGCAUCGAUUUCGUUGGAAACCUCCAGUGGGCAGAUACUUUCGGUAUGAAGACGUUCUCAUGCCAGCUGACCUUGUCGUCGCUCCUGCCGCGCGCCAUCACCGCCGCCGCCAGCGCCGCGAAGUUCCAUCGCGAGGCGGAGUCGCACACGGAGUUGGUCAUCAGCCCGAAGUCCAAGGCAACGGAGUUCGUGAAGGAGCUGCGGUCUGUGCGAGCGACGCUGUCUGCUCGCGCCGUUCGCCCGGAGAGCGACCUGGCCAGAAGGUUCAUCCUCUUCGAGGACUUCGGCCUCGUCGAUUGCUGUUCGAAGUCCCCGGCGGGGGUUGUAUCGGCGGCCAUCAGCCAGAUCGACUACGCGAUCGCGCUGUGCACGAAUUCGCUCGAGGAGGAGCUCAAGCAGAUCGCGGGGCACAUCUCCAAAGUUCUGCCCUCGUGUGACUGGGGGUCGAAGUACGACUCGUUGCUCAAGCGGGAGCGCCCCAUCCUCCCCCCAACUGAGAACCAGCAGACGCUCGAGGCCAUCCUUGGCGAUUCCAACUUCGGGAUGUUGAGCAAUCUCGCAUCGCUCCUCACCGAGCGGCUGCAGGGCGCGAAGGCCGUGCUCGAGGACGGCCACGGCGACUUCGCCAAUGAGCAGAUCCUGAAGGACACAUUGUCGGUGCGCGACAAGUGCACCAAGUGCGCGUCCUUGGUGCACGCCUUGUUCACGCUGAUCAAGGUCAUCAUGCCCGAGAAGGACGCGCAGAAGCGCCGCAGCCACAUCGAGGAUUGGGCUGGCCAGUCGACGACCCGACAGGAGCUCAAGCAGAGCAUGAAGGGCCGCAAGCAGAAGACCCCCGACGAUGUGGGCACGGCGGUCGACCUCUGCUCCCAGGACACCUGGAAGGCCCAGGGCACUGGCGGCCCCGCCAGCGGCGCUCCGAGUGGCGCCACCGCCGGCAACGUGGCGACCAAGGCCGAGGCCGCGCAGCCAGAGGAGGCAGCCCCGCCGCCGCAGAAGAAGGCGGCCGCGGGCGCGCGCCCGGCGAAGCGCCAGAGGAGGCUGAAGUGA
Molecule: messenger RNA, 3990 nt
Organism: Prorocentrum cordatum
Lineage: Eukaryota; Dinophyceae; Prorocentrales; Prorocentraceae
Source: the annotation of a GenBank genome assembly